AUGGCUACAGGAAGAAGUUCAAUUAAAGUUCCAUGUGAAAAUGAAGACUUACCUGACAAAGAAAAUGCACCAGAUUUUGACGAGGACACUUUACGAGGUGAGCUAGGUUCAACUUCGGCUUCAGUAAUUGUUAGGACAAUUUCUAUUCGAUCAGGAUCAGUUUCAAGAAUGCAAGCAGAUGUGGAAAAGGAUAUAUACAGUGUAUGACCACCUUAAAGGAUAUUUGGCCAAUCAUGACUCUCUUCUAUGAUUACAAUAUGCUGUUCAUUGGGAAGAUCUAUGACACAGAAACUUUUGCUAUUUUCUUUUCUAACAGUUCAAAACAAAGUUAUAAUAAGUUAAGACUUUAUUUGAUCAUCAUAUAACAUCCAUUGUGUAAGUUUGCAUCAUAGGUACCAUCAUCAUCAUCACCAUCAUCUUUCUAUUUUAAUGAAACACAAUCACUUUGAAACCUUCAACAUUCCCUCCCUUCUCCUCGAGCAACCCACAGGUAUUUGAUCUUCAUCCAAGCCAAAGAGGGUGGGGGAGGGGGGGUUUAACCCUGCCUGACUGGCGUUAGGGAAUUUGAAUAAAAACUGUCACAUCUAAUUUCCAGUAGAGUACAAGUGUUAAUUAUCAUUGAAUAUGGAGGUGUUUAAGAUAGAUAAUGUACUUUCACUAACAAAUGGCUCAGAAGAAAUAAGGCUUCAAGAUCUAGGUUUUUAAGCUUGGUCAAUUAGUUUUUAAAGCUUGAUCAACUAGUUGAAAGUCAAAUUGCUAAUUAUUUCGCCUUUUACAUAAAAUUGUGUGGGGCAUUUGAAUAUUUUAUUAAUUUUGCCCAGGGAAUGAGAAUUUUAGGAAACCUAUCUCAAAAAAUUUAGAUGCCCAGGGGUUUGCCUCAAGUUGAGUGAUGCUUAAUUCUCAUUGUUAUUCUUACCCAUGAUGUCACCUACAUCAUUGGCAUCAUCAUAACUAUUGAAAAUCUUGUCAGCUCUGAUUAGACACUAAUAAUUAUUAGCUAUGACCACAGACUUUGACACCCAUUUUUAAUUUUUUUUUUCGAAUUAUUUUAUUUUUUCUUUGCAGCCAUAGCUGAUGUUUAUAGAGAUGAGGGUAAUGAGGCCUUCAAGAAAGGAGAUUUCAUCAAUGCUAUUCAUUUUUACACCAAAGGAAUUAAAAUGAACUGCAGCGAGAAAGAACUGAACGCCAAACUGCACAACAACAGGGCUAUUGCACAUUCUAAACUUGGUAAGAUGAUGAGAGCUUUAAUAGGCAUUUUUUUUCUAUUUUGAAGCUAUUGAGUUGUCAGUAGUAGUUUUCUGAAAAAGGUGAUAAUUUUGAAUGCAUGCCCGGAAAAAUUUACGUCUUAUCUUGGCCUCUCAAAUAUACAAAGAAGUAACCUCUUACCCCAGAUAUCAAUGAGCAUCACAAGUUUUUCCCAAAAUUAUAGUAAUGGUAGUUGGUUUGCAACAUGUAUGGCUAAUCAGAGAUAUUUAUUUCAAUAAAAUAGGAAAUCACCAGGAUUCACUAAGGGAUGCAGAAGCAGCCAUUGAGUUAAAUCCAACUUUCCUUAAGGCAAUUGUGAGAGGUUAGAUAUGUUCGCUGUGCUAUAAUAAUAAUAACAAAAGAACUCAACACUCUAUGGUUAAAUGAGGUUAAAUGGAGUUCAAUCUUGUCUCAAUGGACUUUAAUUAAGAGGUCGAGACCACCCUGAUGUACAUUUGAAUCCAGCUCUUGCCUGUUAAGCCAUUACUUUCCAUUAAUCAUGAUAAGAAUAUUAUUUUUAACGGGAUGAAGAACUCAAUGCGGAAUGCAAAGCAAAAUUUCAGCAUGAAUAUUUUAGUUCCUUAAGUCCAAUGAGUCACAGGUGUCAGAUAUGUUAAGAGCGUGUCCACGAGAGCACCGGGCAGUCGUGCUACAAGUCAUCUCACCGAUUUCAAUGAAACUUUGGUAGUUUAGAGGAUCUACCCCAAAACUCAAAGAGACAAACUGGUGUCUGUUUUGGUUCUUCCGGGGGGAGAUAGACCACCCCCGGUUUUUCUUGGUUUUCACCAAGGAAAUCGCUUCAAAUAGGUAAAAUGUAUGAAGCUCUCACGGCGAUGGUAUCUAACCGAUUACUUUGAGGAUUUGCACACAUAUUUUUACAUCCUUAAUUAAUGCCUGCUGCGAGUAUCAGUCAGUUUGAUCGACGGCUUGUCAAUCAACAGAGGCAAAUAUACGACUUUGGUUUUAGACUUUUAUAAAUAACAAAUAUCUCCCGUUGCCAGAAAGCUACAACACUAAUCCUAAUUCCCCUUUAUAACCCAUCAUUUCAUAUCUGAAAAUCAUCAAAAAAACCUUUGGGUACUACCGUAUGUUUUCUUAGAUGCCUUUUAAAAUCUGCGAAUGUGACAAGUUUCUCUCAACUACACCUGUCACGCAAUUCUUGCUCUAGGCGGUCUCUUGACAAAAUAAACCUACAUUUUUUAGCUCUUUAUACAAGAUGAUUGAUCAAGAAAGGUGAAAAAUGUGGAAAACUUUCGAGAUUUUUUGUAGGAAUGGAAAAUUUCACGUUUAGAGAGAUGCAUGUAAACGAAAAAUCAAUGGGGAAAUCGUAGCGUUCUUUCUCCAGUCGUUUAUUACUUAGAAGAUUUGCUAAAAUCAGCAGAUAUGGCUUUUGUACGGCACAAAACAUUCAUUAGUCUAUAAUAUAAUUGUUAAUCAUCAUCAUUGCUCAUUUUAUUUCAUGCUGCGUGUUGGAUGAUAUUACUAAUUGUUCCAGUGUGCUAGGGUUAGAGAUCUAGAUCGAGUGUUGCCGGCGUUUAAUUGCGUGACUUGUAAAAUUUUUAAAUAAGAAUCUAAGCCGGCGGUAAUUUGACAAGUAGCCUUCCUGCAAAUUUCCCUUGAUGAAAUCCCAAGACAUAGCCAGUUGUUUUCGUGAGCAAAGACAAUAAAUAUGAGAGAAAAGCGAGAUGCAAAUGUCUUCUUUUUUUUUAGCUUAAUAACAUAUUUACCCUCUCCUGCAGUCUUCGUCUAAAUUGAAGUCUCUCUUUAUCUUCUGCCUUGUUCGGUCAGUUUCGAAUUCUGAAGCUAGAUCAUUGGCAUCGGCCUCUCCUUCCUUAUUCAUAUUUACAGAGGGGGACCUCGUCAAUAAACCAAUUUUUGUUACGGCAGAUAACCGGCUGAAGUAUCGAGCGAUUUGCUGCUGUAUCAACCGGUAAGUCUUAGACAACAUUUCUGGCUGGUGUCGUCUCUUAAACUCGAUAUUUGGGAAAUCACACUAGAGGCAGUUGCCUUACUAGUUUCCUCCCUUGUCCAGCACACGUCUAGGAGAUAAUUAUCUGCUUUCUGAGAAAAGGUGGCUGUUUUUUGUGUUUUCCAAAGAGCCCAUCCAAAGUCCACUUGGUUUGUUAGGGAUUGUUCGUCAGAAUUUUUACCUGAGGUCCGACCUCGAACGUAGCCGUCCCCUAUAGAAUGGCAAGCCGAUCUUAGUCCAUUUCCUCUUGAUCUUAUCCUAAGCGGGAUUUUUUUGUCGGCUUCACUGUCUUUGUCUUUGUCAGGGUACAUUUGGAUGGCAGCCAAUGACUGAAACGUCUUGAUACAUCCUUCUUUUAGCAAGAAUAUCUCGCUUUCUUGUUCCGUCUAUGACGGAUUGGGUAUAGUUCUCGCGAUGACCCGCGUUCAGAAAUAUGUGCACGUUGCUGAUAAGCACCCGCUUCUACGACUAGUUAGCUGAAAGUUUCUAAUGUGAUGAGCCUAGUGAGACACUGAGGUGCUUCAAACUGUGCCAGUUGGUCUGCGCUAUAAACUUGUCGCAGUUCUUAAGUCAGAGGGAGGAUCGCCCACCUCUAUCUAUGUGAGCGCCUCUACAAUACCUGCGUAUCCCUAGCAAUCAUAUGAUAUAAAGUUCAUCUCAGUCACAAAUCACCAGUUAGGAAAACUGAUGUUCAGAUAAGCGCUCUUCUUGCCCUUCUCCUUAUUCAUUGUCGACUUUAAGAUAGCAGCUACAGUGCGCGUUCUAUUUAGGUUUACAGUCACCUUGCUGCCACCAGAAAGACUCGCCACCAGCUUUGAUUUCUUCUGCCAUCUGUAGAUUCAUCUCUGUCUCACUUUAUAUUUAUAUUAUAUUUAUAUUUUAUUUAUAAAAGGAGAAAACAUAGGAACCCGUGUUGCAGCGUGCAGAUAUCUUUUGAACCAGACCUACACACAUAAGCCCCACACCAGCCAGAGAAACUCGAAAGAGUCUUGUAUAUGAACUAGCUCGCACAUGCACGCAGGAAAGGCCAUGAAAAUCAGCGAAAAUAAUAGCAAAUGCAGAUGACAUUUGCAGUCAAAAAACAGGAAAAUAAGAUAACAGAAGGAUUAGGAACUUUCUAGAAGUGCCUUCUUGAAAAAAAAGAUGAACAAUUUUUACUUCUCAUAAAAGGUCACGCAGUGACCCUACAAAUACUAUUCCUAUACGUGGAAUUUCUUGAUGGUGGAAAGUGGAAAAAACAUUUUCCAUUCUUAUUUUCUGGAAACAUGGCGUAGUUAAUGAAUUCAUGGGGCUAUUGAUAUUUCCUAACAAAUAAGGAGGGCAGAGUUUCCCGUCAGUCGCGGUAUGGAAAAGCCGAAGUUGUUACACUCGGGAACUUUUACGUCAACAAGCAGGCGACAUGAGACUUCAAAAUCUCCUCUCCUGUUACAGUUUCCUUAUUGUAAACUGUGCGAUAAUGAUAAUAGACGAUCAAAGUAUAGUCUAAUGAAUUUUUUGUUCUGUACAAGAGCCCUAUGUCCUGAUUUUAGCAAAUCUUCAAAGUAAGAAAGGACUGAAGAAAGAAACGCUACGAUCUUCCCAUUGAUCUUCCGUCAACAUGCAUCUCUCUAAACGUGAAAUUUUCCAUUCCUACAAAAAAUCUCGAAAGUUUUUCACAGUUUUCACCUUUCUUGACCAAUAAACUUGUAUAAAGAGCUAAAAAAUGUAGGUUUAUUUUGUCAAGUGACCGCCUAGAGCAAGAAUUGCGUGACAGGUGUAGUUGAGAGAAACUUGUCACAAUCGCAGAUUUUAAAAGGUAUCCAAGACAAAAAUACGGUAGUGCCCAAAGAUUUUUUUGAUGAUUUUCAGAGAUGAAAUGAUGGGUUAUAAAGGGUAAUUAAGAUUAGUGUUGUAGCUUUCUGACAACGGGAGAUAUUUGACCUCAAAGUUGUAAAAUAUUUAGAUGAAUCGAAAAGUCUAAAACCAAAGUCGUAUAUUUGCCUCUGUUCAUUGACAAGCCGUCAAUCAAACUGACUGAUACUCGCGGCGGCCAUUAACUAAGGAUGUAAAAAUAUGUGUGCAAAUUAUCAAAGUAAUCGGUUAAAUACCAUCGCAGUUAAAGCUUCAUACAUUUUACCUAUUUGAAGCGAUUUCCUUGGUGAAAACCAAGAAAAACCGGGGGGUGGUCUAUAUCCACCCGGAAAUAACCAAAACAGAAACCAGUCUGUUUUUUUGAGUUUUGGGGUAGACCCUUUAAACUGACAAAGUUUCAUUGAAAUCGGUGAGAUGGCAUGUAGCGUGACUACCCGGUGCUCUCAUGGACGCGCUCUUAAGUCACUAUCUAGCUGUUUUAAAAAGAAGGAUCAGGACUUACCUAACUUUUAGUGUUUUUGUGGGAGUUGUUGAUCCCAAUUUAAGUGUUCUUAGAAGUUUCAGUUGUCUGUAAAGCAAAAUAAAUCUAACUGAAACCUAAUAGGGCCUGUUUAUUCUUUUCCGUUUAGUUUUUUUGUAUUGUUUUGUUUUGCCUUUUUUUUUUCUUCUGGUCUGUGAUGAUUUCAAUGGUUUCGGGUUCUUUUCUCAGAAUUGAGCUACAGUAACAGUAUGCUUCUUUGUGUUGUUGCCUACAGGAGCCGCUGCUUCUAUUGAAUUGAAGAGAUUUGAAGAAGCAAUCACUUGGUGUGAUAAGGGACUAGCUGUAUCCUUUAAAGGAAUCUUUCAUUUUUAACCGUGGGUAUAAUGGAAAAAAGUUUCCAUAAUUUGAUGUUUCAAGGGAGAAAAUACAAAGAAGGGUAUUAAUUAUGAUGGGAACUUGUCAGCUCAUAUACUUUAAGUGUGUGUGAUUAAAAACAUAGGAGAAGUUAUUACCUCAUGACUUAUUAAUGAAAUUACUCCUUUUAGCCAAUUUGACUUAGUUCUACUAUCCAUGCCAAUAACUGGUACAUUAGUUUAAAUAACCCUUUAAUUUCCCAGACCAAAUGUGUAAUUAUUCUUACUGUCAACCAUACAAUUCUUGUAAUGUUAGUACAGAGAAUUCAGUAUUGCAUCAACUAACUAUUUUUAAAUUGAUAUAUUUUUUUUUACUCUCAACACUUAUCUGAUUGAUAUUGUAUUGCUAUUGUACGGAGAAAUUCUCUUUUGGUCACUCACGGGAGUGAAAGGGUUAGAAGACUAAUAUUCAUCCAGUUUAUACAUGGUACUUGGGUAGAUGAUCUCUCUAAAACAAGCCAGAACAAAAAGCUCUUUAAUGUUUACAUAUCUUAUGCAGAUUUUCUGCCUUCGACCUUUUGCCUCUACUUAGAGACUCCGAAACUUUCGUUGUGCUUUCCUAUGGACAAAUAAAAAUUUUAAAGAUAUGUAUUUAUUUUAUGUAUUUUUGUUUUUUCCACAUUUUUAACCCUUAACAUAAAAAAGAUUGACAAAAACAAUAGGAUCUUCUCGUCAUUAAGACUUCAGUCUGUCAGUGAAGUGGGAGAUAAGUCCAUGGAGGAAAAAGAUCCUAUUAGUCAUGACCACGGUAGUGCAAGUUCAGGUGAUGUCAAGAAAGUCAUAGAUCUCUAUAAUCAGGGAAAAGAAGCCAUAGAGUACCACAACCUAGAUCUUAAAAUAGCUAAAGAAGUAGGAGACAAGCAUGGGGAGGGUGGUGCUUAUGGCAAUCUUGGCAAUGCUUAUCGCCGUCUGGGUGAUUUCAAAAAAGCCAUAGAGUACCACAACCUACAUCUUAAAAUAGCUAAAGAAGUAGGAGACAAGCAUGGGGAGGGUAACGCUUAUGGCAGUCUUGGAAAUGCUUAUCACCGUCUGGGUGAUUUCAAAAAAGCCAUAGAGUACUACAACCGAAUUCUUAAAAUCGCUAGAGAAGUAGCAGACAAGCAUGGGGAGGGUGGUGCUUAUGGCAAUCUUGGCAAUGCUUAUCUUAGUCUGGGUGAUUUAAAAAAAGCCAUAGAGUACCACAACCUACAUCUUAAAAUAGCUAAAGAAGUAGGAGACAAGCAUGGGGAGGGUAACGCUUAUGGCAAUCUUGGUAUUGCUUAUGACAGUCUGGGCGAUUUCAAAAAAGCCAUAGAGUACCACAACCUAGAUCUUAAAAUAGCUAAAGAAGUAGGAGACAAGCAUGGGGAGGGUGGUGCUUAUGGCAAUCUUGGCAAUGCUUAUCUUAGUCUGGGUGAUUUAAAAAAAGCCAUAGAGUAUCACAACCUACAUCUUAAAAUAGCUAAAGAAGUAGGAGACAAGCAUGGGGAGGGUGGUGCUUAUGGCAAUCUUGGCAAUGCUUAUCUUAGUCUGGGUGAUUUCAAAAAAGCCAUAGAGUACCACAACCUACAUCUUAAAAUAGCUAAAGAAGUAGGAGACAAGCAUGGGGAGGGUAACGCUUAUGGCAAUCUUGGCAAUGCUUAUCACCGUCUGGGUGAUUUAAAAAAAGCCAUAGAGUACCUCAACCUACAUCUUAAAAUAGCUAAAGAAGUAGGAGACAAGCAUGGGGAGGGUAACGCUUAUGGCAAUCUUGGCAAUGCUUAUCGCCGUCUGGGUGAUUUCAAAAAAGCCAUAGAGUAUCACAACCUACAUCUUAAAAUAGCUAAAGAAGUAGGAGACAAGCAUGGGGAGGGUAACGCUUAUGGCAGUCUUGGCAAUGCUUAUGGCAGUCUGGGUGAUUUCAAAAAAGCCAUAGAGUACCACAACCUAAUUCUUAAAAUUGCUGGAGAAGUAGGAGACAAGCAUGGGGAGGGUGGUGCUUAUGGCAAUCUUGGCAAUGCUUAUCACCACCUGGGUGAUUUUAAAAAAGCCAUAGAGUACCACAACCUACAUCUUAAAAUAGCUAAAGAAGUAGGAGACAAGCAUGGGGAGGGUGGUGCUUAUGGCAAUCUUGGCAAUGCUUAUCUUAGUCUGGGUGAUUUAAAAAAAGCCAUAGAGUAUCACAACCUACAUCUUAAAAUAGCUAAAGAAGUAGGAGACAAGCAUGGGGAGGGUAACGUUUAUAGCAGUCUUGGCAAUGCUUAUGACAGUCUGGGUGAUUUCAAAAAAGCCAUAGAGUAUCACAACCUACAUCUUAAAAUAGCGAAAGAAGUAGGAGACAAAUCCUCGGAGGCAACGGCUUACUAUUCAUUAGGAUUGGAUUUUGAGUUGCAAGGUAGACUGCCAAAAGCUGUUGAACAUUACCAAGCUAGCAUAAACUUAUUCAAUUCCUUGAGAGUACUUCUAAUAUCUAAAGAUGAGUGGAAAGUUAAUUUUCGAAAUCAGCAUCAAGUGGCGUAUACGGGUUUGUGGAGAGUUCUCGUAAAACAAGGUAAUGUAGAUGAAGCCUUAUUUGUUGCUGAGAAAGGACGAGCUCAAGCUCUGACCGACCUCAUGGAAUCCAGUUUUUCUGGUGGAACAAGUCACCACAAGGGAGAAGAUGAAGAUUGCGCAGUUUUAAAAAACGUUCCAUCAAACACUGUCUUUCAGGCAGUGGACCAAGCUAACGUCAAUCUUUGGGUUGUGUCCGAAGGAAAACAAGUUCAGUUAAGACAAAGUAAACUCAAAGGUUUUGUUUCAGAGAAUAGUGGAUCUAGCCUGUCCUUUGAGUCGUUCAUGCUCGGUGUCUAUACACAACUUGGUGUUCGUUCUAAUGUGAGAUGCGAAAACCGAUCUUUAGAUGCUUUGAGGGAGGGCCGUUCAAAAGUGGAUGAGAAAACCAAAGAAGCCAAGCCUCAACCUCACAUCCAACAAGACGGAUGCUUGAGCACUUUGUAUGAUAUCGUUAUGAAGCCGGUGGCGGACUUGAUUGAAGGGGAUGAGCUACUCAUUAUUCCUGAUGGACCCCUGUGGAUCGCUCCUUACGCUGCAUUGAAGGAUGGUAAUUCUAAAUACCUGUGUGAAUCGUUCACAAUUCGAGUCGCUCCAUCGUUAGCAAGUCUUAGACUCAUUGCCGAUUGCCCAGAUGAUUAUCACAAAAGCAGUGGUGCGUUACUUGUAGGAGAUCCGUGGGUAUCCGAGGUUACUAACAGAGAGGGAAAGAAAGUCUUCGAGCAGCUUGAGUAUGCUAAAAAAGAAGUAGAAAUGAUCGGAAAAAUUCUGAAUAUCACGCCGAUCACUGGCAGUCAGGCCACGAAACGUGAGGUGUUGAAUAGACUCAGUUCCGUUUCCCUAGUUCACUUUGCGGCACACGGAUGUAUGGAAACUGGCGAAAUUGCUCUUACACCUGACCCAGACCGAAUAUCUACUGUGCCAACGGAGGAGGAUUACAUUUUAACAAUUGGAGAUGUGUUGAAUGCUCAACUUCGGGCCAAACUUGUUGUGCUUAGUUGCUGCCACAGCGGCCGGGGCGAGAUCAAGGCUGAAGGUGUGGUUGGCAUUGCGCGCGCUUUUAUGGGGGCUGGUGCUCGGUCUAUUGUGGUGUCCCUGUGGGCGAUUGAUGACGAGGCUACUCUUGAGUUCAUGAAACACUUUUAUCAACAACUUGCAGGAGGUAAACCAGCAAGCGAGUCACUGAACCUGGCCAUGAAAAGCCUCAGAGAAUCAGACAAGUUCUGCGACAUCAAACACUGGGCGCCCUUUUUGCUGUUUGGAGAUGACGUCACUCUUGACUUC
This is a messenger RNA of Pocillopora meandrina, 9751 nucleotides long. Lineage: Eukaryota; Metazoa; Cnidaria; Anthozoa; Scleractinia; Pocilloporidae. The record is from the annotation of a GenBank genome assembly.